AUGAUAAUUUUAAUUGAAUAACUACAAAUGAUAAAGUGUCUAAUUCUGAAGUUAGAGAAAAUAGUUAGAAUUUAAGAAACCAUUCUUAAAUACAAGUAGGAGAAAAAAAAUUCUAAAAUACUUAAUUAACAAUAUCAUAAUGACUUUAAUCAAUUAAUGAAUAGUUUUCAUACCAUACAAAAUACACAAAGGAAAUAUUAAAAAUUCAAUUUUAAAUUAAAAAAAUUGAUUAAAACUACUAAAGAUACAUUGUUUUAAGAAAAAAAUCAAAAACAUCACAUAUUUUUUCAAAGAUAAAUGAAAUAAAAUGUAUAUGAAAAGGAAUAAAUUUAGAGACUAAAUAAAACUGAGGCACUCAAAUUUAAUAAAGAAACCAAUUAAUUCAAUGGUUUUAAUAUAAGAUAGAGGAUAAAAAAAAUUACCCUUAAAAAUCAUCAUGUCCUAAAAAAACUUUUAUUGGGUCUGAAUCAUCAAUGGAGGAUAAAAGUGUAACUAUUAUGUCAUUUCAUUUAAAGGAUAUGA
This is a messenger RNA of Paramecium sonneborni, 522 nucleotides long. The record is from the annotation of a GenBank genome assembly. NCBI's taxonomy places the organism in Eukaryota, Ciliophora, Oligohymenophorea, Peniculida, Parameciidae.